Morus notabilis is the source of this 2240-nucleotide messenger RNA. Its product is annotated as O-glucosyltransferase rumi homolog. Lineage: Eukaryota; Viridiplantae; Streptophyta; Magnoliopsida; Rosales; Moraceae. The coding region runs from base 519 to 2075 and encodes 518 amino acids. The transcript has 6 exons. The record is from RefSeq and is a predicted model, not a curated record.
CUCUUUUUAAUUGUUAUUAAAGAAAAAGGUCGCAGCCUCAUACCAAGAAAAAGAAACUCUAUAUACAAACAUAUUCAUGAACUAAGGCGCUUCCGAUCUUCAAUCUUCUUAUUGAAAAAUAGGGUGAGGGGUCAACGAACACCAAGGAGAGAGCAACAAGUGCUACACAAACUUAUGCAGCUAAAAGUGCCAUAUUCUUUCAAAAAGGUCCUUUUUUCCCCAGCUAACCCAAAUAUAUAUUCUAAAAAAUACAGAAUCUAACUAAUUUUCUUGUCUACACCUUCUUAUGCAUAAUCAUCUAUUACACCUUCUAGUUAGUUCAUCACCAAACUAGCUCACAAUCCAAGCUCAAAAGAAGAGUGCCAAUUUUGGCAUCUGAAUAUUCCAAUCCGUGAAAACUCAAGACUGUUUCAAAAAUAACUCAGUUCAUGUAAUCUCUUGAUGAUGAUCAGUUUGGUCUCUGACAACUGAGGUACAUAUCUGCAAGAUUAUAACUCAGAAAAGGGCAUUAGCAGAAGAUGGAAAGAAUGAGGGAAACCAUGCAGAGGUUUCAGAGCCAUUUGACGACCGCGUGGGGGCAGUUGAGUCAUUUCAGAGACACGAUCUGGUGGCCACUUCUCAAGUCCUCCGCGUUGUCUCCCGUCGUCUUCACCGUCUUGUUCUUGCUCUUCGUCGGCGCGUUUGUCUCCACGCGCUUUCUCAACUCUGCGAAUCUAGCUGGCCCAACUAUCACUAAAAUCUUCGAAAGACCCCCUCAGAAGAUUGAGAUCCCACUGAACUGCACUGCAUACGACCCUACACGAACCUGCCCCUCAAAUUAUACCACUGCCCACAACAAACAAGAUGAUCUCGACCGUCCAUCGCCUCCCACGUGUCCAGACUACUUCCGAUGGAUCUACGAAGACCUGAGACCAUGGGCCCACACAGGAAUAUCAAGGGAUAUGGUGGAGAGGGCCAAACCUACGGCCGAUUUUAGGCUUGUUAUAGUGAAUGGCAAAGCUUACGUGGAGACCUAUCGAAGGUCCUUCCAGACGAGAGAUAUUUUUACAUUAUGGGGGAUCCUACAGUUGUUACGGAGGUACCCAGGAAGAGUGCCUGAUCUGGAUCUGAUGUUUAAUUGUGGUGACCUACCACUUAUUUUGUCAAAGUCAUACAGUGGGGCCAAUGCCACAUCACCGCCACCAUUGUUCCAUUACUGUGCGGAUGAUUACACACUUGAUAUUGUCUUCCCUGAUUGGUCGUUUUGGGGCUGGCCAGAGGUAAACAUAAAGCCAUGGGAGCCAUUGUUGAAGGAGUUGGAAGAAGGAAACAAGAAAAGCAAAUGGGUGGAUAGACAACCUCAUGCCUACUGGAAGGGAAACCCAAAUGUUUCUCCCAGCAGGCAAGACCUUCUCAAAUGCAAGGUUUCUAAGAAACAUGAUUGGAAUGCUCGUCUCUAUGUUCAGGAUUGGAAUAAAGAAUCACGGGAAGGGUACAAGCAAUCAAAUUUGGCAAGACAAUGCUUUCAUAGGUAUAAGAUCUACAUAGAAGGAGUUGCUUGGUCUGUUAGUGAGAAAUACAUUCUUGCCUGUGAUUCUGUUACCUUACUUGUAAAGUCCCAUUUUUAUGAUUUCUUCACUCGGAGUUUGGUACCAAUGCAACAUUACUGGCCUAUUAAGGUUGAUGACAAGUGCAGAUCCAUCAAGUUCGCUGUUGAUUGGGGCAACUCUCACAAGACGAAGGCAAAAUCCAUUGGAAAGGCGGGGAGUAGGUUCAUUCAGGAAGAGUUGAAGAUGGAGUAUGUGUAUGACUUCAUGUUUCAUCUUUUAAACGAAUAUGCCAAGCUCUUGAAAUUUAAGCCUAGCAUUCCUGAAAAAGCAGUCGAAUUCUGUUCCGAGUCCAUGGCUUGCACAACAGAGGGACUUGGGAAAAAGUUCAUGAUGGAUUCAAUGGUGAAGGGUCCUGCAGAUAGUAGACCAUGCACCAUGCCACCUCCUUAUGGUCCUUCUUCUUUAUAUUCACUUAUUCAGAGAAAGGCUAGCUCAAUUGAAGAAGUGGAAAUGUGGCAGGACAAGUACUUUGGAAAAUCAAAAUAAGAAGCCAGAUUAAGGGAAGACAUUUCACUUAAUUAAGUUCACAAUUUAGGAUUUAUAUUCUCUACUAAAAAUGAACUUAAGUUCUGUUGUCUUUUACUAAUAUGACCUAUGAUGUAUGUUAUAAACUGGAAAUUAAAUAACAUUGAAGGAUUCAAAAUCAUUGGC